Molecule: messenger RNA, 486 nt
Organism: Paramecium tetraurelia
Lineage: Eukaryota; Ciliophora; Oligohymenophorea; Peniculida; Parameciidae
Exons: 2
Biological process (GO): cilium movement
Cellular component (GO): axonemal dynein complex
Molecular function (GO): dynein heavy chain binding; dynein light chain binding
Source: RefSeq, a predicted model, not a curated record
AUGAAGAUCCUAAAUAGAGAGGAGGAGCAUUCAAAAAGGAAUUUCUAAAAUAAAUUAGAUGACGAGGAAGUUGUUGAAAAGAAAUAAUAAGAUCCCAUUACAUAAUUAUUUUCAUAUAAAUGCUAAUUAAGUGAACAAUGCAAAGUAACCAGUGCCGAUUGGAAUCCAGUCAAUAAAGAUUUAUUGGCUAUGGACACAUUAUGUUUUGGACGCCUAAAGAACCCUACAUACCCUGAACGUAUCAUUACUUAUCCAUCCAAAUUUAAUUGUUGUAAGUUCUCAGAAAGCUAGCCCAAUCUCAUUGCUGCAGGAACUGUUGAUGGUAUUGUAGCUGUAUGGGAUAUCAGAAGAAAGUCCAAUAAACCUAUUACUGAAAAUAAAGAAAUGGCUGGGAAACAUAGUGAUUCUGUUUGGGAAGUUUAGUGGGUUGGAAAAGGAGCUAAAGGAACAGAUAAGGGAGAAUCCCUUGUCAGUAUUAGUUAGUGA